AUGGCUCAGGCACUGGGAACACCCAUUGCACUGGGAUUGGUGGGCCUAUGCUGGUCUCUGGCUGUUGCCCACCCUCUUCCUCCGGACGGUACUCCAGGGAACAGGACUGAAGGUGGGAGUGGGACCAGAGGGAACCCAGGUGUGACUGAACUCUGCUUGGAUGGCUCGAGCUUUGAUGCUACCACCCUGGAUGAACACGGGGCCAUGCAGUUUUUUAAAGGGGAGUUUGUGUGGAGCAGUAAAAAAUGGGUCCGGGAGUUAAUUUCAGAGAGGUGGAAGAAUUUCACCAACCCUGUGGAUGCUGCAUUCCGCCGUGGUCACAACAGUGUCUUCCUGAUCAAGGGAGAUGAAGUCUGGGUGUAUCCUCCUGAGAAGGAGAAAGGAUAUCCAAAGUUGCUCAAAGAAGAGUUUCCUGGAAUCCCAUCACCAGUGGAUGCAGCUGUGGAAUGUCACCAUGGGGAAUGCCAAGAGGAGGGUGUCCUCUUCUUCAAAGGUAACCAAACGUGGUUCUGGGACUUGGCUACGGGAACCAAAAAGAAGCGUUCCUGGCCAGCUGUCGGGGAAUGCUCCUCUGCCCUGCGAUGGCUCGGCCGCUACUUCUGCUUCCGGGGUAACCAAUUUCUGCGCUUCCACCCUGUCACGGGAGAGGUGCUUCCAAAGUACCCUCUGGAUAUUCGAGACUACUUCAUACCCUGCCCCGGCAGAGGCCAUGGACACAGGAAUGGGACGGGCCAUGGGAAUGGUACCCAUCGUGGCCAUGGAAAUAUGCGCUGUAGCCCACAUCUAGUCUUGUCUGCACUGCUGACCGACAACCAUGGUGCCACAUAUGCCUUCAGUGGGUCCCACUACUGGCGUCUGGACACUAGCAAGGAUGGGUGGCACAGCUGGCCCAUUGUCCAUCAGUGGCCCCAGGGUCCUUCAGCAGUGGAUGCCGCCUUUUCCUGGGACAGUAAAAUCUACCUAAUCCAGGGCACUCAGGUAUAUAUCUUCCUGACAAAGGGAGGCUAUACUCUAGUAGAUGGUUAUCCAAAGAGGUUGGAGAAGGAAUUUGGGAGCCCUCAUGGGAUCAACCUUGAAGCUGUGGAUGCAGCCUUUACUUGUCCAGGGACUUCUCGGCUCCACAUUAUGGCAGGACGGAAGCUGUGGUGGCUGGACCUGAAGUUAGGACCUCAAGCCACAUGGAUGGAGCUUCCUUGGCCCCAUGAGAAGGUUGACGCGGCCCUGUGUAUGGAAAAGUCCCUCGGCCCCAGCUCAUGUUCUGCCCAUGGUCCUGGCUUAUACCUCAUCCAUGGUUCUGAUUUGUACUGCUACAGUGAUGUGGAGAAACUGAGCACAGCCAAGACUCUUCCUCAGCCCCAGAGAGUGGAGAAUCUCCUGGGCUGCAGUCAUUGACAGGAGCGUUCUUGGGAUGAGU
Molecule: messenger RNA, 1414 nt
Organism: Neogale vison (American mink)
Lineage: Eukaryota; Metazoa; Chordata; Mammalia; Carnivora; Mustelidae
Gene: HPX
Product: hemopexin
Exons: 10
Coding region: 1-1392 (463 amino acids)
Biological process (GO): intracellular iron ion homeostasis; heme transport
Molecular function (GO): heme transmembrane transporter activity
Source: RefSeq, a predicted model, not a curated record